CCUCCACACAGGAAACACAUUCAAUGCGUGUGGAGACUCCUUCCAUACACAAAUUACUUAUUCAAAGGAAAACUUGUAUUUACGAAGGCUAAGAGUGUAAUUUGUCAAUACGUGCCAUUUCUUCCGGCACAGCUCGAGCACGCUUGCCGAUAAAUCAAGUCGUUAAUUUUUUGCACGAAAUGACAUAAUUUUCACGAGGAAUUAUAAUAAUCGUUUGUCGAGUUUCAUGCCUUUGAUGGUAGGAAGUACGGGUCAAUACGACGAUGAAAACGAUUAUCUGUAUUGGCCUAGUGAUCUUUAAUUAUUUUGUUAUCACAGAAUGUAUUGUGUUCAUUAAUUUAGGAAGUCAAGACUUGAGAGUUACACAAGGAAAUAGACUUUUGUUGUACUGCCGAGCACCUGAAAUAAACACAUUAAAAGUUUUUUUGGGAAGGCAAGGUAACGUUCAUUUAUCGUUAAGUGACACAACAUGGAGUCGGUUUAUGUUCAUGUGGAAUGGAAUAAAUAAAGGAUUUGGACUGAUACCUACGUCUAGACGCGAAACACAAUGUCAAUAUUUGGUGAGGUUUAUUCGAUCCAUUGUAGGAACAAAUUCAGUGACGGUGUUGUCGGCACCAAACGCUGGUUCUCCUUCAUGUACGAUGGAUACACCAAAAUCACAUGUUCAUGUUGGACAGACAAUAGAGUUAACAUGUACUUCACAUGGUGGAAAUCCACCCGCUGAACUUCAAUGGUUUUCCAGAGGCCGUCCGUUGACGUCGAUAGCAAUCAGAAAAACUACUAUAACACAUCUACUAGAUGAAAAUGACAAUGGAGUCAUCUUCACGUGUUCUGCACGAAGCCCUGCGAUGGACCGUCCUCGCAGCUGCAGCCUACAGCCACUCCACAUACAACCUACAGUUCAGGUUACACCUGUAACAAACUUAGUACAAGUCGAGGAAAGUGCCAUGUUUAGGUGCAAGGGUGACGGUGUCCCGGGGAUCGGAAGUUAUCAGUGGUAUUUUGGUGAUCAGUUGAUAACAACCACGACUGGUAGAAUCAGACGGCUAGGUCGGGAGCUGCACAUAGACGAGGUGUUAUGGCGGGACCAUAACAUUAUUGUUCGCUGCGUAGUAGCAACAAUAAACGGGCUGAAGGCUAACGCUUCAGGAGUCAUAAGAGUAGUGUAUGAUCUUGAACCAACAGCACUCCAUGCCCAACCUAAUGAAGGAGACGGAUAUUUCUUUCCACCAAUGCGCACCGACCGUCCGAGUACAAAGUCGGUUAAUAAUCUCGUAGUACUUAUUGGGCUUGGAAUCGCUGGACUAUUGUUUGGUGCAGGUACGAUUAUGACCUAUAUAGUCUAUGUUAAAAUAUCAAACAACCGAAAUAAGAAACGGUUAGAAUCCUCACGUUUUAGAGGAGGUCGCUUUGACAAGCAAGCACAAACAAGUGCUCGACACCACAAAACAAAAUCAGUUGUUAGCAUCUCAUCUAAGACAGAUGACGUCAGCAAGGUACAGUGUGCUGUAAAAACAACAAAGAAAGAGUCGAGGUCACAGAGUUUUACCUCUUGUCGCCUUGAAAGAGUUCCGAGUGAGGCCUACAAAAAGAACAAUGAUCUAUCAGCAAUAAGUGAAGAACCAACUUUGUCUUAUGAACCAAUAAACCACCCGGAUGACGCCGAAAGCGAUUACUACGACUUUUCUGGCGAGUAUUUUCCAGGCAUUGAUUAUGAUGACGUGUCACUGAACUCACAGCAUAGUCACACUGGGACCAAUGAUGAUAUGGAUGGGUUCUACGAACCAUUAAGACCGUCAUCCGAUCUACUUGACGAUAAAGAUAUCGCAGCUAUAAUUGAAGCAGCCAUGCGACGAACAUCCCUGACGAGGAACGGCGACAUUUUCUAUGCCGGUUCCAAAAGUUGGGCAUUAUGAUGGAGAAUUAUAGUUUGAAACUUAAAAUGAGCUGACAUGAAGUAUUCCUUGACUAUUGUGCGAGAAAGUAUAAAGCAUGAUAUAAAAUGUUAUUAAAAUGUUUCCCUGACCAAGGAUUUGAACUGUAAUGUGACAUGAGAAUCAAAAUAAGCAUUGUUUCCAUACAAUCGCUACAUGCUAUCGCCGACAGCUUUCGGUGAUACUGGUUGGUAGGUCGAAUCAGGGAGCCUUUCCGAUUGCGUCGGGAACUGACUACGCAGUACAACGAUUGCACUGAAAACACUGUAGCAACUGUCUAGCGAUUGUAUGGAAACCAAGAUACGCACCAGUUUUAAAAUCAAUUUUCAUAAUCCAGCAACAUAGGAAAAUCGAUCUUUUACCAACUUUUGUUUCGAUAGGCAAUUUUUACGCCCACAUUCCUUUAAUGCCAAACUGUGUAAAAUAGACGAGAAAUAUAAUAAACAGUAUGAGAUAUUACCGACAGACUGCACGCUGGGGAAAGGGUUAAGUUAUAAGUAAGGACGCAAUAACACACAAUCUCUUUCCUCUAGUUAGGUCGCUAGGGGUUCACAGUACUCGUACUAAAACCGUAAUCUAGGAAAUUAAGAUACUUUCAUGGUGUUGUAAAAAUUUAAAACAGUAACUGUCGGUCUAAUUAUAUUUUGGAUAUUAUUAUCCGUCAAGUUCAGAACUGAACACUUAACAGGAAGUAAGGUCUUUGCAAAAAUAUUUUCAGGUGAUAGUGAGACUGUCUGCUUUCGCAUUUAAUGUAGGCGUAAUAAAUAUUCUUUGAUUCGUAUAGUCGUUUGCAUUAUACAUAUUAGAUAAUAUAGUAAUUAUUUGUUACUCUAUCAUUCAGCUAAGAUUGUACAAUAAUAUUCGUUAUACAAGCAGUGCUUGUUAUUACGUGGUGCAGGCACUAUGUUUUACAUUACGCCAUCCUUAACGUUGUAAAAACAUUUGAAAUUAAAUAAUAUAAAAAUAGA
This is a messenger RNA of Anneissia japonica, 2902 nucleotides long. RefSeq lists its product as uncharacterized. The transcript has a single exon. Lineage: Eukaryota; Metazoa; Echinodermata; Crinoidea; Comatulida; Comatulidae. The record is from RefSeq and is a predicted model, not a curated record. The coding region runs from base 264 to 1916 and encodes 550 amino acids.